Molecule: messenger RNA, 6658 nt
Organism: Paramecium pentaurelia
Lineage: Eukaryota; Ciliophora; Oligohymenophorea; Peniculida; Parameciidae
Source: the annotation of a GenBank genome assembly
AUGUACAGAAACUAUGAUCCAACUGCUUCGCCAGCACUUUCACAUUAAUCAUAAGAUGAUUAUGAAUUAAAAAUCAAAUAAUUACUUAGAGCUAAUGAUAAACUUGUAUAUAUAAUGAAUUCAUUAUUAGAAUGCUGUUGUUAGAGAAGCACUUGCUGAGAAUGAAUAGCUAAAAGGAAAUAUUGAUGUGCUUUAUAAAGAAAAUAAGGAUCUUAAUAAACUAAAUAUUGAACUCUGCGAUUAGCUUGAAAGAAUUAAAAGAAAUACAAGAUAGCAUUCCAUUCAUGAUAAGACCAUAAAUGAUUAUGAAUAAGAAAUUACAUAACUCAAGUUAUUGCUACAAGAAAAACAAAAAGAGGUUAAUUCUUUUAAAAUUAGAUAUAAUGAAGACUUAUAAAUAAAGUUAGAUAUUGUAGAUAAAAGUACUAAUGUAUGAUAUUCAAUUUUAAUUUUUUAGUCUAAUAAAUUGAAGUAAUUGGAAGAGUAAAACUAACAAUUGAUUUAAGAAUUAGAUUUGAUAACUAAAAGACUCUUAGAGAGAGAUAAUGCAUAAGGGACUGUAGAUUAUGAAGAAUUAUUGAGAGAAAGAGAUUAAGAGAUUGAAAUACUAACUUAAUAAAUAAUACAAAUAUCUAAUAAUAAAUAAGUAAAACAAUUUGAUCCAAGUAGCGAUAAAAGAUAAAUAACUGAAACUGAAGAAUAUUAUGGUUAAAUAAUAAAAGAAUUAUAAGAGAAAAUUGAAUAAUUAAGAAUAAUAAUUAUAGAGAAGGAUGAUUAAUUGAAUCAAGGUUAAAAUCAAAAUUUACUAAUAGAAAUGGAAACAUUAUAAGUUUAAUUGAUAUAAUAUAAAAUUGAAAUUGAAGGAUAUAAAACAAGAAUGUAAUAUAUUCAAAAUGAAUUAUCAGAAAAGGAUCAUUUGAUUGAAGACUUAUAAAAUAUUAUUAAGGAUUUAACUAAAAAAAUUUAAAAUAGAUAAACAAAUGAUAUAUAAAAUCCUAUUUCACCAAAAAAUCAAAAUAAAAGUCCAAGUACUUCUUUUAACUAAAAUCCAAAUAAUGCUAAUAAAAAUUAAAGAAAUCCUGGAGAAGCAACCAAAAAUGCUACUGAUAUUUUCUAAUAAGAGGAAGAUAAUUAAGAUAAUUUUGAUUAGAAAGAUACUAAUGAAGAGAAAAAGAAAAAGAAGCACGGUUUGGAAGGUGGUAAAAAAAAAGAAGAUGAAGAUUCUAUCAAGGAUUUCUAAAAGAUUAUUGCAAAUUUAAAAGUAGAAAAUUAAAGAUUAUAAUAAGAAUUAAAUUAAGCAAUUUUUAAAAUAAAUCAAUAAGAUGCUUAAAUUAAUGAAAAAGAUAAAUAAUUAAGUUUGAUGGAAUUAAGAGAAAAAGAAAUUAGACAAUUAAAAGAAUAGUUAAAUAAAUAAUACAAAUUAGAAUAAGAAAAUAAAUAAUUAGAAAAAAAAGUAGGAGAAUUAGAAUAAAAAAUUUAAGAUUUAAUGCUUGAAAUUGAAAAUUAUGAUUCUGAUUAUAAAUUGAAUGAAAAAAAAUAAUCAAAGAAAGAGGCUGAUUAUUAAAAAGCACUUUAAAAGUAAAAGGAUGAAUUAUUGGCCAAUUAAAAGAAGAUAGAAUAAAUUAAUAAACAAAUGCAAGAUGAAAUUAACUUUUUUGAAGAUUAAAUGAAGGAUCUAUAAGAUUCUCUUAAAGUAAAAGAUCAAGAAGUAAAGAAACUUUAAGAAUAAAUUAAGGAAUUAACUAAAGCCUUAGAGAAAAGCAAUAAUUAAAGUGAUCAAAUUGAAAAAUUACAUUAAGAAGCAAAUUCUUAAACAUAAUUAUUAGAAGAGCUUGAAUAAAAGAUCUAAUAAUAAGAAUAUGAAAUUAAGACUAAAGAAUAAGAAAUUAAAAGAUUAAAAGAAAAGAAUAGAGAUUUGUAAUUAUACUAAUUAAAAUUAAAAGAUUAUGAAGAGAAUAUUAAUUCAUUAAAAUAAGAAAUAGAAAGACUUAAUACUAUUGAUAAAUAAUAGUAGGAGAAUAUUUAUAAAUUAGAAUAGAGUAAUAAAACUAAGGAUUAUUAAUUAUCUAAAUAUUUAGAAUAAACAAAAGAAAUGACAAAUAAAGUUAAAGAAUUAAAUGAUGAAAAAACAACUGAAAUAAGAAAAUUCAUAUUUCAAAAUGAAGAAUUAUAAGAAUAAAUUAGAAUCUUUGAAAUUGAAGUCAAAAAAUUAUAGGGAAAUAUCUAAGGUAAUUAGAGAACUCCAGAAAGAACAACAAAAUUAUAAUAAGAAUUAGAUGAUUUAUAUGAUAAAUUAAAUUAAUAAAUUGGAGAAAAUGGAGAUCUUAAAAUUUAAAUACAAAACCUUUCUACUUAAAUCAAGUUAAAAGAUCAAGAAAUUAAAAAAUUAAUAGAAAUAUAAUAAGAAAAGUAAUUAAAUUCAAAUAGAGAGAAUGAUUUAAAUAAAGAAAUUCAAGAACUAAAUCUAUAAAUAAAUAAAAAUGAAUUAAAUAUCAAAUAACUUUAAGAUUAAAUAAAUAAAUUAGAAAACUUAAUAAAAUACAAAGAUCAAUAAUUAAAAAAAAAUGAGAUUGAAAAAGAUAAUUGGAAGGAUAAUCUUACAAAAUUAGAAAAUCAGAUUGAGGAAUUAGAAACAUAAUAAUUAAGAGAAUUAAAAUAAUAAGAUAAAUAAAAUAAAGAAACUAUUAAAAAAUUAGAAAAUUAAUUAAAAUUAAAGGAACAUGAAUUAAAGAAGUUAUAAGAUGAAAAUAAGUUAUAAUAAGAGAAAAUUUAAAGUUUGGAGAAAAUGAUUGAAUAAAUUAAUGAUUAAUUUCAUAUAUCAUAAUAAUAAUUAAAUGAAGUAUAAUUGAAAUUUUAAUUAACAAUAAGGGAAAAAGAAUUUGAAAUAAAUAAAUUGAAAUAAAAAUUUGUUAAUUAGAAAUCACCUGAAAUUUAAGCAGAAAUUGAUUAAUUACAUUAAUAGAUAAUAGAGAAGGAAACAGAAAUAAUAAAAGUUAGAGAAGAUACUUAAGAAUUUACUUAAAAAAUCAGAAAUUAUGAAUUAGAUUUCAAAAAAUUCUAAGAAACAAUUAAAGAAUAUUAAAAAAAAUAAGAUAGAAAUUCUUAAUUAGAAAUCUUAAUUAGUGAACUCAAAAUAAAAGAUGAAACCAAUUAAGUUAAAAUUGAUGAUUAAAGUUCAACUAUCAAUAAUUAAGAUGCAAUGAUAUAAUCAAAAGAUUAAACAAUUAGAAAAUUAUAAGAAUAACAAAGAGAAUUUACAAAAAAAGGAGAUUAAUUAAUAACUGUAUAAAAGAAAUUGAUAGAAACUGAGCAGUAUUUGCAUGAAGUAUUGGAGAAUGAAAAUAUAAAUUAAGAAAAAAUUAAAUCUUUAGAGUAAUAGAUUAUUUUAAAAGAUUCAGAAUUGAAAAAAUUGAAGGAUUAAAUAAAAGAGAUUUAAAGGGAAAUUGAAAAACUAUAAGUUAAAUUAUAAGAAAAGGAAGAAUUAUAAUAAAAAAUUAUUUAACAAUAAAAUAAAAUUGAAGAUUUAGAAAAUUAGAUUGAUAAAUAGAAAUAAGAGAAUAAAAAGAAAUCUUAAGAAAAUUAGAUUUUGGAAGAAAAAGUAUAAUAACUUAAAAAGUUAGAAGAAAAAUAUAAAAAAUAAUAGAAUAUAAUUGAAGAAUAUAAAUAAAAUUAUGAAUAACUUGAAAAUAAAAUUAAGUUUUUAGAGGAACAAAUUUAAAUAGAUGAAGAUGAAAAAAUUAGUUUAGAAAGAGAAAUUGAAUUAUUGAAAAAAAAGUUAGAAGAAGAAAGGAAAUAAUUUGAAAACAAAUUAAAUUAAUAAGCUAAAAUUAAGGAUGAAAUUAUUACAAAAUUAAAAGAAAAAAUUUCAGAAUUAGAAAAAUUAGAAUCUCAACAUUUUGAAUUUACUUAAGAAGUUGAAGAUUUAAAAGAAGAGUAAAAGUCAAGAAAAAACAUUGAAUCUAAACUAUAAUCAGAGAAUAAUAUUUAUCAAAAAUAAAUUAAAUAACUUGAAUAAUAGAUUAAAUAAUUAUAAGAAAAGUUGAAAUCAGAAGAGUUAUCUAAUACAGUAUUACAUAAUGAUAUUGAAUAAAUUAAUUUAAAUAUCAAAAUUAAAGAUGAUAUUAUUUAUAAGUUAUAAGAAUAGAUUAAGAAAUUAGAGAUUUCUGUUAAAGAAAAAAAGUAGUAGAUCAAAUAAUUUAAAUAAGAUAUUUCAGAAAGAACAAGUUAGAUUUCAUAGAUAGAUUUAAUUGAUCGUGAAAAAGAGGAAUUAAAUGAUUAAAUUAGAUUAAAAGAGAAAGCUGAAGAAUCUCUAAAGUAAACAAUUAAUACACUUUAACAAUAAAUAUCUAAACUUACAAAAUAAGUUUAAUAAUUAACAUAAGAUAAAAUAGAGUUAUAGUAGUAAAUUGAUGGAUUAAUUGAUAUAGAGAAUUAAAUAAAACUUAAAGAAAUAGAAAUUUUAAGAUUAGUUUAAAUAGAAAAUGAUUAUAAUAGAUAAAAAGAAAAAGUGAAAACUUUGGAUAAGACUAUUACUGAUCAAACUCAAAAAAUUAAAAUCUUUUAAGAAUAUGAAAAAUAGACUGUCGAGUAAAUAAAAACAUAUGAAUAAGAUUUAGAUGAAAAAUCAGAAUCAAUACAAAAUUUGGACUAAGAAAUAAUUAAAUUAAAGUAAUAAAUAGAGGAUUAUUAGAAAUAAAUUACCAAAAUUUCAAAGGAGAAAGAAAAUGUAAAUUAGAAAGUUAAAUCAUCAGAAGUAACUCAAUAGAAGAAAAUAAAUUAAUUAGAGGAAUAGAAAAUAGAAUUAAUUAAUGACUUGCAAUCAUUAAAUGUUUAAGUAGAAGAUUUAUAAAGUCAACUUAAGGAACUUUAGUAAAGAUAUGAUCAAUUGAGGAAAGUAGAAAAAGAAAAAGAAGAUAUAAAAAAAACAACAGAUAAUAAUGAAAAGAAAUACAAAGAGUCAAUUAAGGAAUUAGAAAAAGAAGUUUAAAGACUUAAAGAGGAAAUGAUUAAACAAGAGAAUAACAAUUCUAAGGAGAUUGAAUAACAAAUUGAUAAAGCUAAAAAAUUGAAAUAAUAAAACAAUCAAUUAGAACAGACUAUUAAGAAUUUGUAAUAAAAUGAAAAGAAAUUAAAAUAACUAGAAGAGCAAUGUAAUUAAAUAAGUGAGAGAUCUUAAGAGAAAUUAAAUAAAAAAGAUUAAAUUAUAGAAGAUUUACAUAAAUAAAUAAAAAGUUUGAAUGAAUAGAUAAGUAAAUUGAAUUAAAAAUUAAAAUCUGAUUAUAUAGAAGAUGUCAUAGAAGAUAUUGGAGAAGAUGUUGAUGUAGAUUAAAAUAAUAAAACGAAAAAGAAAUACGAAAAGGAAGCAAAGAAGGAGAAAAAUGAAUAAAAAACAUAUCGUUAAUUGGAAAAAGAUAUUGAAAAAUUAACUUAAGAAAAUAUCGAUAAAACUAGAUAAAUCAAAUAAUUGGAGGAAUAACUCAAAAAAUAUUAAGAACUUAAUUAAAAAGAAACAACAGAGAAAUAGUAAAAGACUUAAAAAGAAAAUGAAUAGAAUUAGACAAUUAGAAAAUAAGAGAUAGAUAUUAAGAAAAAGGAUGAACAAAUAAAAAAAUUAUAAGAAGAUAUUUAAAAAAUAGAAAAAAAUUAUAAAGAAAAAGAAUAUAUAGAGUAAAUAAAAGUAUUGAAGUAAGAAAUAGAUUAAAGGACUGAAUAAAUUACAAAAUUAUAAGAUUAGAUUUAAAAAUUACAAAAAGAUAUUAAUACAUAAAAAUAAAAAGAUGAAAAAUAUAGUAAGACUGAAUAAGAAUUUAAAAAAAAAGAAGAAGAGAUAUCAAAAUUAAAAGAAAAAAUAGAAAAAGAUUAAAAGGAAAACAAUGAAAAAAAGUAGAAUGAAAAGAAUUAAAAUGAAAUAAUAAAAAAAUAACAAGAAGAAAUCAAAAAAAAAGAAGAAGAAAAUAAAAAAUUUAAGGAUUAAACUAAUGAAAACAACAAAUUAAAAGAUUAGAUAUCUAAAUUAGAAAAAGAGAAAUCUCUAACAGAUGAAAAGAUUAAAAAAUUAGAAGAUAAGAUAAAAGAUCUACAAAAAUAAAUUGAAGAUUAAAAACAAAAAACCCCAACAAAAAAUAGAGAUGAACCUUUUGGAAAUGAUAAAUAAGGAUAAUCUGAUAAAAAGCCAGGUUAAUAAACUGAUUCUAAAUAUAAAGAAAUUAUAAUUAAAUUAGAAAAGCAAAUAGAUGACUUAAAAAUUCAUAUUAUUUAUUUAGAAAGUUUAUUAAAAUAACAUGGUUAUGAUCCAAAUAAAUUAAAACCAGGUAAAACAGAUAUUGAUUCAAAAAAUUUGACACCUAAAAAAGAUGAUAAUAAAAAUGAUUAUCCUGAUUUAUAAUAAGUCAAUGUUGUUAAUGUAAUAAAUAAAUUAUUAAUAUUUAUUAGAUUAGAAGAUUAAUGGCAGAAUAUAAAUAUGAGAAAGAUAGAUAUGAAAAUAAAGUUGUUUAAUAUACUGAUGAACUUAUCAAAUAAAAUCAUUUAGAAAAAGAUGCAGAAGAAAAAAUUAAAUGCCUUGAAGAUGAUCAAUUUAUUUACAAUGAUCCUGAUGACAAAGAACCAAAAGUAUAUGUUAUCAAAAAUGAUGGUGGAUCAAAUAAAAAAGUCAAAUGAA